UUUUUAAGCAUAACUGAACACUACGGUGUAGUAAUAUAAAAACACAGCUUCCUCUUCCUUCCACACAAUCAGAUCUACUGACUUGAAAAGACAGCAUUUUAGAGCCAGAUUUACUCAACUUAACUUGUUAUUAGCAUUGAGAUCAACAUGGCAGCAGAGGGGAGUCUUGUUAGCGGUGGUGUUACGUUGGUCCAUACCGAGAGUGAAGGGAAACACUCCUAUGAAGUGAAGAACUUUUUAAACUAUAACAAUGGAAUUUUUAUAAGAAAUGGAGAUAAACUCCUGAUGAUAAACGGGACAGACACCGAGGGUUUACCUCCAGAAGCAGUUGCAGAUAUUCUGGUUAAAGGAUCCCCUCUACUGACUAUCCAUCAUCCGUGCAAAGAACAAACAGCAGAGUGUGCGUCCGAGGAGAUCAGUGCCUACAAAAAGGAGCCAACAGUCAUGAGGUUCAGCCUGAUGAUGGUAAGAGAGGAAAAUCUGGAGACAGGUGACCACCAGAAAACACCAUAUCCAGAAGCAGAGUGGGAAGAUACGGACAUCGAGGAUGACUGUUUCAGUGAUGAUGAUCUGCUUCUUGUCUCCAUGGGUGACACAAGCUUCUCCAUGGUUGUUUCUCGGGGCGUGGAUGCUAACAACCCUUGCCACAAUUGUGGAAGCACAGGUUGUCAAUUUAACGAAGUUGUCAUCAUGCCUGAGACAGCUGAGAUUGCCACUAAUUCUUCACGGAUUGUGAAACUGAUGAAAGAACGGAGCAAUUUGUACCUGAAGAGUGUUUUGAAGAACAAGUACAUCACCCCAUCGAGGGAGCAGAUAUUUUUGAAGGACAGCAUGUCAGCACAAAUCACCAUCUACUAUUAUAUGGCCAGUGCACUAGACAGUCAUGCUGGUGUUCCUGUUGUGCUGAACUUCACUGGCACCAAUAACUUCUUCCGCUGCACCACCGAGAAAGAUAAGAAGGUUUUAACACUCAUGAACUAUGCUAAAAGCGAGCUGAAAAACAUCUGUGCUGAAGACUCAGAAAAAUGGUCCUUUGUAUUCUACAUGACUUCAAAGGGAGACAAUCUUCGUCGUUUCGAGUCAGCACUCCAUAGAGGAUGGUUUAUUCAAAUCCAAAGUGUUAAUCAAAGUGAUAAAGUAGGCAUGCAUGACAGGAAUCAAGUUGAAAAUGAUCCACUCAACAUCUUCUUUAUUAUAAUUGAGAGUUAGACCAUUAAUUAAGGGUCAGAAACCUUACCAACAUGUCGUAGUGACAAGAAAAUGUUUCGUAAAAAAAAACAAAACACACACACACACACAUUUCAAUAUAUUUAAAUACAUUUCAAGUAAAAAAUAAAAAAAAAAACUCAAACCUUGGACCAGUCAAAUAGUUAGACACAAUUUGUUGCAUCAAAUAGAAAGCAGGUGACUGCACUGUUUUAUUCUGUCAGUAUUUUUAAUUCAUAGAUUUUGAAAGAGGACACUUGACAGAGUUUGUUCUCAAAUACAACGUGCAUUUCAAACCCCAACCUAACCCUAAUGAGCUGACCUCACCAUUUGAUUCAAGCUGACAUGAUCAACCCUACUGAAACCCUUGUGUGUCAUUAAAAUUAUCAAUUCUUUGGAUUUGCAACUAUAGUAAAUUAGAAGCAAACUGGUCAUAUUAAUCUGUAAGAGGAUUUUCUGUAAACUGUUAGAUGCACUUGUUAAUGUUGCCUUGCAACUUCUUCAUGAAGUUUGAAAGCAGAAUCUGGGUUGGAGAAAUUUGUUUCAGUUUGGUCUAUGAAUGCAGAGCCUCUCUGCUAUUGCAGUAGUGAGUAGAAGUGUAUCAUACUAUUAGCUGACAUGUUUUUUACAUCGUUAUUCACCUACAUGUGUGUGAAUGAGUGUCAUCUUCUGUUUUUUUAUAUUGAGCUACUUUGAAACUGAUAUUUCGAAACAAUACAUGUGAUUCUAAUUUAUUUUUAUUGCUUUGUGCAUAUGAUUUUUUUUUUUUUUUUUGUGCUGAGACACUGGUUGUUUUUCUUCUUUUUUUUUCUUCUUCUUUUUUUAAGAUUUAUAUUAUUGACCAAUAUUUACAUUUGUCUAUAUAAGCUAAAAGCCACUUAUGACUUUGAACUUUUGCUUUGUGCUACAUAAAUGUAUAUUUAUCAUAUUAUCAUGUUUUCAUGUAUCAUAUAUCUACUUUAAAAUAUUUAAACAAUGAUACCUAAAAAAAACAACAAAAAAAAACAAUAUGAAAUAUUUAAAAAAUGAUACCUAAAAAAUAAAAUAAAAGUAAUUGUGAAAGUGUGUUUAAGUAACUCUUCUCUUCAUUACAUUAAGUCUAUUCCUGUAGUAAGAACUGUAAAGAGAUGGACCAUUGAAGCAAAGCUGGAACUACAAGCCUGCUUUGACUGCACUGAUUGGAGUGUUUUUGAGGCUGCAGCCACAGACCUGGAUGAGCUCACAGAUACUGUGACAUCAUAUAUCAGUUUCUGUGAGGAUAUAUGCAUCCCUAGUAGGACAUUUUUGUCAUUCAAUAAUGGUAAACCAUGUGGUGAUAAAAUCUUGUACAACCAGGCCAGAAACACACUGACUAAGGAAAUCAGAGUGGCUAAAAGAAGCUACUCUGAAAAGCUGAAAAACCAGUUUUCAGCCAAUGAUUCUGCAUCAGUGUGGAAAGGCCUAAAAAGCAUUACUAAGUAUAUGACACCUCCCCCUCACUCUGUAGAGAGUCAUCUAAUGGCUGAUGAACUGAAUGUGUUUUACUGCAGGUUUGAAAAGCCCAAUCUCACACGCUCUGAUUUCACUUCACACCAACACCUCCUGAAACCCCCCUCCUCCCCCCUCCUGCUACUCAACCUGCACUUAUGGUCUGUGAGGAGGAUGUGGGCCGGGUUUUUCGGAAACAAAAGGACAUAGUGUCUAUUUAUACUCUUACCUUUUUUUAUAUUCUGUGUCUCACUGUACUGUUCUGUGUGCAAUUGCUUGUUUCUCCUAUCACCAAAAAAAAAAAAAAAUGUAUUGUGUUCAUGAGCACACUUGGCAAUAAAGCUCAUUCUGAU
This is a messenger RNA of Myxocyprinus asiaticus (Chinese sucker), 3026 nucleotides long. RefSeq lists its product as uncharacterized. Gene Ontology annotation, biological process: cellular response to lipopolysaccharide; inflammatory response; cytokine-mediated signaling pathway. Lineage: Eukaryota; Metazoa; Chordata; Actinopteri; Cypriniformes; Catostomidae. Bases 148 to 1209 code for a protein of 353 amino acids. The transcript has 7 exons. Gene Ontology annotation, molecular function: cytokine activity. The record is from RefSeq and is a predicted model, not a curated record.